ACUGCUAGCGCUUUGCUUAAGUUAGCUGGCGUAGGCGUACACUUGCCAGGCCUUACUACCUCUAAUGCAAAAUUGUCAAUAACAAUGUGGUGUAGGUUGGGAUGGUGCGUUGAGUAACAGGUAAUGGAUCGUCGGGGUUCCCAUAAGGGCUAUGUACGUGCAAAGAAUAACCAAACAGGAUUUGAUGAACGAGAAAGACCCAUUGAAUUGGAGCACGUGGCGUACAACAGGGAUGGGCAGUAUAAUGCAGCUCUUGAUUCUAUGGAGGAUGGGACAAAUGAAGCUUUAGUAAAUGGCAACAGUGAUGAGCCAUGUGUUCAAACAAGACUUCCCAAAUUGACGGGAGCCAAGAAAGAGCUCUAUGAUCAUAACUCAACCACAUUCUUUGAUGAUGGUGUGAGAAAAAUUGAUUUUGUGCUAGUUUGGGAUGAAUUAAUUCCAUCAAAUGUAUCUGAGUUAUCGGAUUCUAAGCGAGAAGUUUUUGAAAGUAAUCUGGAGAAGGAAGGUCUUCAAAUGGAAUAUGUGGAUACACCAGGAGUCUCACUGCAUUUCAUUAAAUUACAUGCUCCAGAUGAAGUAUUGAGACGCUAUGCUGAAAUUUUGAAGCUGAGAAUGCCCAUGAAAAAGAUUGAGCAAGAUGUUAUUAACUGUGUUGGCUCAACCUCAAUGGAAUUCCUGCUAAAAAUCCCUGGAAUGCUGCAGUUCCAUAACGCAACAAACGAAAUCGUGCACGAAGUGAAAUCUCGAUUCGAUAGCAUCUUAGAUUAUUUUCGACCAGACCCGCAUCUGUUUCCUGUAAAAGCACAACGAUUUUCGGCCGUUUAUAGCCGUGAUAAAGAAUACCUAUUCAACGUAGACGAUGAAGAUUUUUUUACCUCGUCCAUCCGUUCACGAAUUGUAGAUUUCAUUCUCAAACGCAAGCGCUUCAAGGAAGACACGGAUGAUGAAUUCGCGUUUGGCAUCGAACGUUUGCUCACAGAAGGGGUCUAUUCGGCUGCCUAUCCACUGCAUGAUGGUAGUGAUCACGUAGAUGGUAAUUUGCGUAGUUUGCUAAGAACCGAAUGGACGGCCUUAAACAAACUACAUCGCUACCAACCAUUAGACUAUGUCAAGGAUUAUUUUGGCGUCAAGAUUGCGCUUUAUUUCGCAUGGCUUGGUUUUUACACGCACACUCUUCUCUUUGCUUCCGUUGUCGGUCUCUUGUGCUUCCUUUUCAGCUUCCUAUCAUUGUCCAGUAACAUCCCCAGUAACGACAUCUGCUCGGGGCGUUUCAAUGUAGUCAUGUGUCCAAUUUGCGACUACUCGGGCGACAAUUCCUGUGAUUAUUGGUAUAUCUUUGAAACGUGUUUACAUUCAAGAGCAGCCUAUCUGUUUGACAACGCUACAACCGUCUUCUUUGCAGUCUUCAUGUCCUUUUGGGCGGUUUUGUUUUUGGAAAUGUGGAAACGCUACUCGGCCGAAAUUACUCAUCGCUGGGACUUGACUGGUUUCGAUCACCAGGAAGAACAUCCACGUCCGCAAUAUCUUGCCCGUCUGGCUCACGUUAAAUCAAAGCGAGUCAAUGUCGUGACGCAAACGCUGGAGCCGCGAGUGCCGUUCUGGCGAAUCAAAUUUCCAGCUGCUCUUUUGUCCAUCUCGCUGAUCCUACUUCUUGUUUCUAUGGCCAUGGCUACUGUUAUGGGAGUCAUUCUUUAUCGUAUGUCGCUCCUGGCGUCACUUUCGAUUCACAACGAUCAGAACAUUACCGCAAACGCCAUGCUGAUCACCACGGCCACAGCCGCCUUCAUCAAUCUGUGCUGCAUUCUACUCUUCAAUAGAUUCUACGAAAAAAUCGCGCUGUGGUUGACGGAGCAAGAACUACCACGAACACAGAGCGAAUUCGAAGACAGCCUCACGCUGAAGAUGUAUCUAUUACAAUUUGUGAACCACUACGCCUCUAUCUUCUACAUAGCCUUUUUCAAGGGAAAAUUCGUGGGCUAUCCCGGAGAUUACAAUCGAUUCUUUGGAUAUCGUCAAGAAGAGUGCGGCACUGGCGGAUGUCUUGUGGAAUUGUGUAUUCAACUCGCUAUUAUUAUGGUCGGAAAGCAGGCCAUGAACACCUGCAUGGAAAUGGUCCUACCAAUGGUAUUUAAAUGGUUCAACUCGAUACGUGUCCGAACUGGAAUGGGCAAACAGCCGAAGGAAAGCCAAGCUUACAAGGCUCAGUGGGCCAAAGACUAUCAAUUAGUUGCUUGGGGAAGUGAAGCUCUCUUUGCUGAGUAUCUCGAAAUGGUUUUGCAGUACGGUUUUGUUACCAUCUUCGUAGCGGCCUUCCCCCUUGCUCCGCUGUUUGCGCUACUUAACAACGUCCUAGAAAUGCGACUGGAUGCUCGUAAAAUUUUGACACUGCAUAGAAGACCAGUGGCUCAACGAGUUAAAGAUAUUGGAGUUUGGUACACCAUUCUCGACUGUCUAGGCAAACUUUCUGUGGCGACAAACGGAUUGAUUAUUGCCUUCACGUCGGAUUUUAUUCCCCGGCUGAUUUACACGUUGAAAUAUAGCCCAGACCAUUCUCUUAGUGGCUACGUCAACUAUACUUUGGCGUAUUUCAGUACGGCAGAUUUCAGUCAUGCACAACAAGUGUCGAAUGUGAGUGCCGCGGUGGAUAUUUGCAGAUACCGCGAUUUGAGGGAACCUCCUUGGCUGCCAAGUAAUCCACAGGAACCCAAUCCUAACAAAUAUGCGCUUAGUGCCGAUUUUUGGUAUAUUUUGGCAGCCCGUUUGACGUUUGUCCUCGUGUUCCAGAAUGUUGUGGCUUUGGUGACAAUGGUAAUACGCUGGAUUAUACCAGAUGUUCCACGAAAACUCUCUGAGCGCAUAAGACAGGAAGCUUAUUUUACAAACGAGAUCAUUAUCAAACAAGAAAUGAUCCGAGCUCGAGGAUCAGUACGAGGUGCGCAGGCUGUCAGGGGUGACUCAACUGCACGACUACUUCGUCCUCGUUCUUAUGUUGAACCCCAAAAUAUGUCUCCAUCCCCGUAUGACGAUGCAGUGCUAUUCAAACGGUCAAAAUCUUCCUGCCCUCGAAUAUCAACAAGCAAAAGUAUUGACGCUGUUUAGCAAAAUCAUGGCUAGUCUUAAGGUAAUAGAGCCCUUGGAUUGAAUGUUUCUAAUCUUCCCUAUCGUUCCUUUCAUCUGUGGAACUCUAAAGAAAUAUUUAAGAGCUUUCCCAAAGUAUUACUUUUUACAUCUCUUUUAUAUGUUAAUAUUGAUAUUUGCUGAAUCUCCUUUUACUCAUUGUUACCUUUAUGCUAAAAUUUAUAACUGGUUGCUAUAGUUCUAAUUGCCCUUUGAAGAUGACUGCCUUUGCUCUCUUUUCAAUGUGAUUUUAAACCCAAAAUUAUUCAACUUCUUUUCUUUGAGUCUUUGAAUAUCAUUAUUUUUGCUCUCUUUUUAUCGAUGUAAUUCUUAAACCCAGAAAUGAUCCAGUCUACCUUUUCAACCGGUGUAUAGGAACCAGGUAGAAAAAAGUACGAGAAAUAGAAAAAAAAAAUAUGAAAAA
This is a messenger RNA of Daphnia carinata, 3541 nucleotides long. Its product is annotated as anoctamin-1-like. NCBI's taxonomy places the organism in Eukaryota, Metazoa, Arthropoda, Branchiopoda, Diplostraca, Daphniidae. The transcript is spliced from 14 exons. Gene Ontology annotation, biological process: chloride transmembrane transport. Gene Ontology annotation, cellular component: plasma membrane. Bases 124 to 3099 code for a protein of 991 amino acids. Gene Ontology annotation, molecular function: chloride channel activity; protein dimerization activity. The record is from RefSeq and is a predicted model, not a curated record.